Pichia membranifaciens NRRL Y-2026 is the source of this 1169-nucleotide messenger RNA. RefSeq lists its product as hypothetical. The transcript has a single exon. NCBI's taxonomy places the organism in Eukaryota, Fungi, Ascomycota, Pichiomycetes, Pichiales, Pichiaceae. Bases 170 to 1165 code for a protein of 331 amino acids. The record is from RefSeq and is a predicted model, not a curated record.
CCCGAAUUUUCCACUCAGUACAGAAAUUUCAGCGUAGCCCGAGCGUGCGCCAUUCUUCCUUCUACUUUCGGUAAGCACAUCAGAUACGCCAACAUGAAUAGAUGCCCCUUCACACAGGAAAGCAGUCACCGCACGCCUCCUAGCAAGCACACCCCGACACGCUACCAAAAUGAUUCCAGCCAAUGCUUCACUACGAUUGCAGAGAUACCUACUUUCCUUGGAAUCCAACGUCCCCACAAGCUCGUGCUAUGCCUCCGCAUAUCUCGAGGUGAAGCUCAGAGAAGACUCCCAGGCAAAACGACUUUCGGAGACCGUCUCGCGUGCCAACCAACGUUUGUCCCGCAACGUGCAACGUCUACGAGAAGGCUACUACGACACCAGCGUCCUCCCCUUCUCCAUGGACCCGUGUUACCCGCUCCAAUUGGACCUCCCGUACGAACUCCUCUCACACGCGACACCCUCAACCAGCUGCAGCUACACUAGCGGCGGAGAUACAGAUGUCACAGAAGCAAUAUACAGCAAGUACUUCAAAGGAAGACCCAUCUCACCUGCUAAUCUUGACUGCCAAGGGUGGUGGCCCACUGAGUUCAAGUACAUCGGUACCAAAGUACAAACAAGCGAUUUUCACGUGUCGCUCUUACCUCUAAUCAGGUUCAACUCAGACACGGAUAUUGCACGUUUCCGAAAGCUCUUCGAGCAGGUUGUAGAAAGAAUAAAUCCAGCCAAUGCCAAAGUCCCCGUCAAGUUUCAAACAGCCGACGGCGGUGCCCCCGUCCUGGAAAUUCUCCCGAAACACGACUACAACAAACUCUUUCUUGCCAUGUGUAUCAGCAGAAAUGACAAAGCCAACUCGAUGCUCAACGAGAUACAGAUCGCCCUUGCACAAGCCCGUCUCACAAAUACCGUGUGUCCGGGACACGUGACUGGCGAGCUGGACAAUAACAGCGUGGUGGACUGGGCGCAGAGCUUGCUACACAUGAGCGUUGGCGUCUGCAACCGGGGCGAAGCAUGUUCGGGUUUUGGGCAGAACGAGCUCUUCUACAUGAACAAGAUGCUCUUACCAGCCGAUGCUGGCGAAGACAGCCUUAUCCUCCAAGCGACACCGGAUCAGGACGCCGAGGGCCGAAUCGUCUUCGUGUGGAGCGGCCAGAAACUGGUGUACUGAUGUG